AGCCCUUUGGUUUGACGGCUUUCGAUCGGCAAGAUGAUCAUUUAUUGAUAACUUUGAUUGACCAAAUUGGCCACUAGCUAGCUAGUUCCCAUAUAUUUCCCCCUCCUAUACUGUCAGCUUUUAUUCCUUUGUUUUGUCCAAUUUCGCUAUGGUACACACACAGAAAUCUGUGUGCACCAACUCACAGGCCUGAAUUGAGCGGCUGGGACACGGGUUCGGGGAAGGGGACGAGCCGUUCUUGAGCUGUGGGGAAGCCGAGCUGAAGGUAGUGGUGGGGCCGAGGAGUGAGAGAUGGGUGGGGUCUGGGCCAAUUUUUGGGUGUUUUGGCGGGAUUUUUAGCGAAAAAAGCCAGCCCCAAAAAACCCUUUCAUUAAUUCCACCCACCUACCGGCUACCAACCAACCUCUCUCUCUCUCUCUCUCUCUCAAUCUCUCUCAAUCUCACAGCUCUCUUCUUCUUCUUCCUCAUCUCUUCUCUUCGUCCGCCUUGCCGCCAUUGAAGACGAGCAUCCAGAGAAAAACGCAAGAAGGGGCGGUCUGAUGCAAGAUUGGUCUUUCGAAGAGAAGAAGGAGAUGCAAGGAAGGGGAAGAUAGUGUGUCGAAGAUGGGGGAUGAUGUCGAAGGAGAUGUCGCACCAAAAGAGGAGGUCCACCUUGAAGAUAUGUCGACUGAAAACAAUAAAGGUUAUGUUGAAGGAGGCAGACCAGAAGAUGAGCACCUUGCUGAUACUAUCCUCAAAGCGGAUGGUUCAUCUGAUGGUUUGUGGGGUUCGCAAGAGUGGAUGGCUGCAGUUGAUGAAAUAGAAGGGGGUAUGUGAAGACCAAAAAAACAGAUCAGAUCCAUUUAGACUUAUAUAUGUUUUGGUUGUUGAUCAGCAUUGAAUGUGUUAGGGUUUACAUUUAUGGUGCUUGCAUUUAUUAUGUUUUAGGGUUUCUUGCAUGGUGUUCUGUGCUUGCAUGAAUACUUGGUCGUUCUAUCCUGAAUAUCCCUGGUGGAGGAAGAGAAACAUGAAUAUCGCUUGCAGAAUACUAGUUAGCCCUAAUGACCAUAUUACUUUUUAAAUUUCAUGAAUAUUACUUUUACGUCAUCGAAUAUUAGUUGGUACAUAUUCAUCAUCUUUAAUAUGCAUCUUCAAAAGAAUAUUGAAGAUGAAUACGCUUCAUCUUCAUAAGAAUAUUCGUUCACCUUCUAAUGAAUACAAAUUCAUCUU
Messenger RNA from Linum trigynum, 1209 nucleotides. The record is from the annotation of a GenBank genome assembly. Lineage: Eukaryota; Viridiplantae; Streptophyta; Magnoliopsida; Malpighiales; Linaceae.